Messenger RNA from Sabethes cyaneus, 1636 nucleotides. RefSeq names its product U4/U6 small nuclear ribonucleoprotein Prp4 (gene U4-U6-60K). The transcript has a single exon. Gene Ontology annotation, biological process: mRNA splicing, via spliceosome. Bases 87 to 1610 code for a protein of 507 amino acids. Gene Ontology annotation, molecular function: U4 snRNA binding; protein binding; U6 snRNA binding. Gene Ontology annotation, cellular component: U4/U6 x U5 tri-snRNP complex. NCBI's taxonomy places the organism in Eukaryota, Metazoa, Arthropoda, Insecta, Diptera, Culicidae. The record is from RefSeq and is a predicted model, not a curated record.
GAACGUAAACGUAUUUUAUCGUAUUGCCAUAUUCUCGAAUUACGGUGGUAACCGUUUAUAUUGUGUCCAAGUUGCUGGUGAUUAAAAUGUCCGACGAAGAAGAAUUAGUGUUUGCGAAGCGCCAGAAAACCAUUCAUUAUGGAUCGCUGGAAGAUUCCGAGCGGAUGCGUCAGUUGAAGGAUUCCGGUUCAGAUUUGUACGGCAGCGGCGGUGCCGGUGGAUCUGGUGAUAUCGGUCAGGUGUACAGUUCCAGUGAAUAUUUCGAUUUGGAGAAUGAGGUGUCCAAAGAUAAGGCAGCGUUGCUGGAGGAAUUCGAAAGGAAAAAAAAGGCGCGACAGAUUCACGUUAGUACCGAUGAUACGGAGGUGAAGAAGAAUUUGAGAGCCCUGAAUGAACCCAUUUGCUAUUUCGGAGAGGGUCCGGCUGAACGUCGAAUUCGUCUAAAGGAGCUACUGUCUGCAUUGGGUGAAAGUGCUAUUCCGCAAAAGAGUGUUAAAGAAGAAAAGCAGCAGUUGCAAAAGGAACAGGAGUCAACCUGGUACCACGAAGGACCAGAAUCACUGCGAAUUGCUAGGAUUUGGCUGGCAAACUAUUCCUUGCCGAGAGCAAAGGCGAGACUAGAGGAGGCUUCCGAACAAUUGAAAUUACCCAGUUCUACUAAAGCUGGACGAAUGGUUGAAUUACAAAAAAGAAUACAAUCGUUAGCUCCGCAAUGCAGUCAAGUUGGGGACGUUCGACCGAUAACGAAUUGCUGUUUUAAUUCGGAAUCAAACUUACUGCUUACUUCAAGUCUCAGCUCAAAGUGUAAGGUGUGGUCUGUACCGGAUUGUAAUCUCGUACAAACCCUAAGAGGUCAUCAGUUCUAUGUGAGCGCUAUCGCAUUCCGACCAGGCGUUUCAUCAGACUCAAAAGGCGAAGUUGCUAUGGCUUCUGGUUGUUACGACGGCACUGUAAAGCUGUGGUCAUUUGACAGUGAAGAAGCUAUCGCUGAUAUCAACGGACACGUACCGCAUCGGGUUUCACGUUUGGCUUUCCAUCCGUCCGGACGUUUUUUGGGAACUGCUUGCUACGAUUCAUCCUGGCGCCUGUGGGAUUUGGAACAGAAGCAGGAAGUUUUGCAUCAGGAAGGACAUGCCAAAGCCGUUCAUUGUAUUGCAUUCCAGAUCGAUGGCAGCGUUUGUGUGACCGGUGGUUUGGAUGCGUUCGGUCGAGUCUGGGAUCUCCGAACCGGUCGCUGCAUCAUGUUCCUCGAGGGGCACCUCAGUGCCAUAUACGGCGUAGAUUUCUCCCCCAAUGGGUACCACAUUGUGACCGGAUCGCAGGAUAAUUCCUGCAAAAUAUGGGAUCUGAGACGGCGCCAUCCGGUGUACACCAUCCCGGCACACCGGAAUUUGGUUUCGGACGUGAAGUAUCAGAAAAACGGUGGCCAUUUUCUGGUGACGGCCAGCUACGACAACACCGCUAAGAUUUGGUCCAACAAAACAUGGCAACCGUUGAAGACCCUGUCCGGUCACGAUAGUAAAAUUAUGAGUGUGGAUAUUUCACCAAAUUCGCAACACAUUGCUACUACUUCUUAUGAUCGUACGUUUAAACUGUGGAGCCCGGAAUGAUUGUAAUUCGAUAUCUUUUUUUAAUA